AUGAGUGUCAGGGUUGUGGCUCGAAUUCGGCCACUCCUGAAAACGGAACGGGAAAUCGACAUCAUUGUUCGCCCUGGAGCAUUUGCUGCUUCGACCCUACCACCCAUACCCAAGGAUUCAAAUGGGAAUUCGAUAUCAAAAAAAAAGAAAUUUCAUAAGAAGGAUGGUGAAUUUUGUGAGCGGCAGAGUAUCGUGCGUAUACCAAACCCGAAAAAUGAAGGAGAGCAAUAUAGUUUCCAAUUUAAUGGGGUGUACGAUGACAGCGUGGGACAACAGGAGUUUUUUGAUGCAGAAGUGGCUCCCACGAUUAAGCACCUCUUUAAUGGAUUUGACGUUACUUUAUUUGCGUACGGCGUGACUGGCACGGGCAAAACUCACACAAUGCGAGGGGGAAAGAGUCUUGCGGAGAGAGGCGUGAUACCCCGGCUUUUGAGUAACGUAUACAGAAAGAGUCGAAAAAUGGAGAAAGAUUCCCAGGGCGCCACAAAGGUUGAAGUGGCUAUGAGCUACUAUGAAAUAUACAACGACAAGGUGUUUGAUUUAUUCGAGCCAUCAGAAAAGAGGACUCCAUCAGGCCUUCCGCUCCGAGAUCACGGAGGGAAAACAGUUGUUGUAGGACUCACGGAACGGCCUUGCGGGUCGCUGAAGGAGUUCGAGAGUAUGUACGACCAGGCAAACGUGAACAGAUCGACGUCUGCCACAAAGUUGAAUGCCCAUUCCUCGAGGUCUCAUGCGAUCCUGUGCGUCAAACUCACUAUUACGACCGAUGACUGUGUUCGUGUUAGUACUGCAUCUGCGAUCGAUUUAGCUGGGUCAGAAGACAACCGUCGAACUGAGAAUGGAAAAGAGCGAAUGGUCGAAUCUGCAAGCAUUAAUAAGAGUCUGUUCGUUCUAGCCCAAUGCGUAGAGGCGAUAAGUAAAAAACAGACCAGAAUACCGUAUCGAGAAUCGAAAAUGACCCGAAUCCUCUCCCUUGGUCAGAACCAAGGGCUCACGGUUAUGAUCUUGAACCUUGCACCGAUUCGCUCAUAUCACCUGGAUACUCUCAGCUCCCUUAACUUUGCGAAUAGAACAAAGAAAAUUGAAACUAGGGAAGUGGAAAACGAGCCAAUGUUUAAAGGGCCACCACGGAUCUCAGGGCUCACUGCUAAAGGUUCGAUGACGCGCCAGCCUCUACGGCCGUUGACGGCAUCGAUCAACGUCAACAUUGCGGCCGCAUCUUCUAACGGGGCUUCAAAGCUGCCGGACGGAAAACCUGCAAAGUCUUUUAUGGUCUAUACGGAUAAAACGCUGUCAAAACAACCCCAGAAUCCUGAGUUAUCAAAACGCUCGCCAAUCAAGCGAAAAUCUGGAGGUAAUUUCCAUACUGUAAUUCGCCCCUCAAAAGUUGGCCGUCCUGGAAUUGUGGAUUCUUUGCAGAACAGCCGCACGCCGGAAAGCGUUUCAACGGCUAAAAUCGAGGAAAUGGUCGAGAAGAAGGUCGAGGAGCUUUUGGCUGCAAGGGCUCUAAACGAAGUUGAAACUUCCAAUGCAGCACUUCGAACGCAGGUGAGCGACAAUGCGCAGUUACAACGACGGCUUGAACUCUUAGAACAAAGGGUUGAAGGGAAAGAAGAUGCUCGUGCUGAGGGUCUAUCGUAUUUACUCAUGGGAAAGCAACAUCAGUCUCACGGCGAAAAUAGGUCUGCUUUGAAGAUGUACCAGCUAGCACUUCCAUUCUUUCCGGAAAACAAAAAGCUCACACAAAAAAUCGAAAUGCUCAAGACAAUGUUCAGCGACCACAGUAACUUGACAAUUUCUAAACCAGAACCCAACCCUGAAAGUAAAGGGCAAGGCCGCAGAAAACGACGGCGAUGCAACCGAGACAGCACUGAAAUCAAUGAAGAACAUGACGAAUAUCGCCUGUCAGACGAAGAGACAAGCGAGGACGACAUUGAUAUACGCCUCAGGUCAAAAGGAGGCCCCCGUAGAGGGUGUAAACCCGCGGUAAAACCUGAGAGCAGUGAGAAUGACCUCAUACAUUCACCACGGACGGCACAUAUCCUUUCCGUUGUUAACUCAAGAAAUGUUAGUCAAAUCAAGCUACUCCGGGGUGUCGGAGCAAAAAAAGCUGAAGCCAUUCUUGAUUGCCUGUGUGAGAUGGACGAAAAGAACUUUGAGUCUGAAAAUGCUGUUCGAAUCCGCAGCCUAGUGGAGCUGGGUAAGCUGAAGGGUGUUGGAGUGAAGACAGUAGAGAGCAUGCGGAACGCAAUUGACGUUGCUUAG
Messenger RNA from Ophidiomyces ophidiicola, 2265 nucleotides. RefSeq lists its product as uncharacterized. Gene Ontology annotation, biological process: microtubule-based movement. NCBI's taxonomy places the organism in Eukaryota, Fungi, Ascomycota, Eurotiomycetes, Onygenales, Onygenaceae. The record is from RefSeq and is a predicted model, not a curated record. The coding region runs from base 1 to 2265 and encodes 754 amino acids. The transcript has 3 exons. Gene Ontology annotation, cellular component: microtubule; kinesin complex. Gene Ontology annotation, molecular function: microtubule motor activity; ATP binding; microtubule binding.